Molecule: messenger RNA, 3922 nt
Organism: Aspergillus candidus
Lineage: Eukaryota; Fungi; Ascomycota; Eurotiomycetes; Eurotiales; Aspergillaceae
Product: putative serine/threonine protein kinase
Exons: 2
Coding region: 193-3831 (1212 amino acids)
Biological process (GO): intracellular signal transduction; protein phosphorylation
Cellular component (GO): cytoplasm
Molecular function (GO): ATP binding; protein serine/threonine kinase activity
Source: RefSeq, a predicted model, not a curated record
GUAAUGCCGAUCCAGUCGUGUCCGACUCCGGAGCUUCUCACUAGCUCGGAUUAAAUCCAUCCGUUGGUCGCCCCCAACGAAGGCCGAUAAAUGCAGAGCGGAAAGGAAUAACAAGAAUUCUACAACGUCGUACUCAGCGGAGGAUGCGCAACUGCGAUUUGCAUCGUGUUGGUCGGAUAUAAUCAAGACGAGAUGAGAAUGGCUGAUCGCCCCUCUUCCAUGUCGGGUAUGGAUGAGCCCAUCAAUGUGGUGGCCCGGAACGGUCAAGAGUUCGACAAGUUUUCCAAGCGGAGCUCCGACCUGUCCAGCGAGGUUUCAGACCAGUCGCCCCCGACCCCCGCGGAGGGGGACAUGAAGCGAUUCGUCACCAAACCGCCUACCGCGAAACUUCCCUUACCGAGCGACACAACGGACGGUCAACCCGCCAUCCGUCCCACCUUUUCCCACCUCUACCACUCCCCCAACACCUCCCGGUCGCUGUCCACUCGGAACUCUUCCAGCUCGCUCCAGGCACUGAACGAAGGCACCGUGGUUGAUGCCCGGUCGGAACUGGGCGGUCGGCCGAGCCCCCUCUCCCGACGUACCUCGUAUGUCACGCAGUCCGAGUCCCCACCCGCCGAGUAUCCCGUCUACCCCGAUCAAUCCUACGAAGUUCUCCAGUCCCAGGUCCAUCCCACCUACCAACGACCGUCUCUGUGGACCGGGGGCUCGCACCAUGCUCGGUCAGAUACCCAAUUGCGAUAUGGCUCGCGAACCUCUCGAACAGCAGGCAACACUCCGGUCUCCAGCCCGGGUCUCUUCUCCUUUCGCAGUCGUCGGUCCACGCCUUUCAGUUCCGAGGACGGUCGGGUCAGCAGCCCGUACCUUCAUCCAACGCACCUGCAACCCCCAAAAGAAACUCACACGGUCGAGGUCGAUCGUGACACGGUGACCGGCAACAAGUUGAUCAACCAGUAUGAGAUUCUCGAGGAGCUUGGACGCGGGGAGCACGGGAAGGUCAAGCUCGGGCGGCAUGUUGUGACUCGUCAGAAGGUGGCCAUCAAGAUCGUGCAGCGCCAUCCCAAGCAGCGUCGUCUGGGUAAACUCGGCAACCCCGAAGACAAAGUCAAGAAGGAAGUCGCUAUUCUAAAGAAAGCCCGUCACCCCAACGUCGUCAGUCUGCUGGAAGUCAUCGACGAUCCGAAUCGCCAGAAAGUAUAUAUUGUCCUGGAGUAUGUCGAGAACGGCGAGAUUAUCUGGCGGAAGCGAGGACUUCGGGAAAUCGUGCACGUUGACAAGCGCCGGCUGGAGCGGGAGAAGGCGGGCAUUGCGGACUCACCGUCAUUCGUUGAAGAGUGUCAGCAGUACGUCCGGACCGCUCAACACCUUCGUCAGCAGCGCGAAAAGGCGCGUCAGCGACGUCAAGAGCAGGCGGACAACGCUCGGAAAGCGCCCAUUCCCGCCUGGAGUCUGGAACACGGUGCGGAAUCGGACGAGGAGGAGUCGGAUCUGACAUUGGCCCGAACGGUCAGUCGUUCCUUGGCUAGUCAUGAGGACCCGCGGUCCUCCCCUAGCCAUUCAUUCGCGUCCGCACUGGCCGCCAUCGAAGGCAGUAUGUACGGGUCCUACCCUGACGACUCGAUGGAGAGGCGGUUUAGCACCGCGUCCAGCAGUUUCGGGAACGCCCCUUCGGAGCCAGAGUGGUUUUCCGACGAAGACGAUAUGUCGUUCGUGCCGUGUUUGACCUUCGACGAGGCGCGCAACGUCUUUCGGGAGUCGUUGCUCGGUCUCGAGUAUCUCCACUACCAAGGCAUCAUCCACCGGGACAUCAAACCCGCCAAUCUCCUGGUCACGAGUAGCUACCGGGUCAAGAUCUCCGACUUCGGAGUUUCCUAUCUGGGGCGCCCCAUCAGGGAGGACGAGGGUGACCAGCUCAAUGACAGCGAGGUGACGGAGUUGGAUGACGCUCGAGAAUUGUCCAAGACCGUGGGAACGCCCGCCUUCUACGCCCCCGAGCUGUGCUACACGGGCGAGGAUUUCGUCGAGACGAUCGGGUCCGUGCCACGCAUCACCGAGGCCAUCGAUGUUUGGUCGCUCGGGGUGACACUGUACGGCAUGAUCUUUGGACGGUUGCCGUUUGUGUCCGAUGACGAAUACAGCAUGUUCCAGACGAUUGUGAAAAAGGAUGUUUUCAUUCCGCGCAAGCGCCUCGUGCCCGUGGAGAACGAGCCGAAUACGGUGAGCCAGUGGCCUCGUUCGUUGUCCGGCAGCAAACGGAUGGCGGGCGAACUCGUCUACGAAGACAUCGACGAUGAGCUGUACGAUCUGCUGAAACGCUUGUUGACCAAGGACCCUGCCAAGCGUAUCACGGUGAAGGAGAUCAAGCACCACCCGUGGACUCUCGACGGUCUGCCCAACCCCCGCGUGUGGGUGGAGGAAACCGAUCCCAACUACCAAAGCAAAGGAAAGAAAAUCGAGGUGUCCUCCGAAGAGGUCACGUCGGCGGUCAGCAAAGUGCCGUUUAUCCAGCGGGUGCGGUCGAACGUGGCCAAGUGGUCCAGCUACCUGACCGGUCGGUCGAAAGACAAGGACUUCCGCCGACGACCCCCUAGUAUGACUCCCUCGUUUGAUGCCGCAUUCUCCGCGAGCACCUCGAGCUUCCCCCGGCACUUGUGGGAUGGUCGGCGGCUCAGUCUCCGGGACGAGGAUUUCUCGCGGGUUUUCCGAAUGGCGGCCCGGGACGGUGGUGAGCACCCGCUCUCGCAGAGCGUCACCGCCAGCCCGGUCGGUCGGGACGACCACACGUCCUAUUUCCAGGAAAUCGGCUUUGACUGGACCCCGUCGCAUGAUCGAACCCCACGCCCGGGCCCGCCGGCGCGUACCACGUCGUCCUUAUCCACCGCUGAAUCUGCGAAGACCGUGCGAGCUUCCAACUCGGCCACCCCGCUCGCUGCCCAGCGCCCCGAAUCAACAUCGACGACCAGUAUCGGAGGGUUAUUUGGCGGUGCCAGCCGUCGACUGGCGCGGGGUCUGCAUACCGGUGACAAGCGCUCUGAUAAGGUGGUCCCCGUGGAGACCGCCGUUGCGCACGGCGACCGUCGCUCGCAGCCCAGCCUGGCCGUGAGCGCCGCUUCUGCGGUCGGUCAGAUGCAACAGCUGAACCUGCUCCCGGAGGGCGAUGAACCGGUCCCGGUAGGCUCGGAUAGUCUGUGCCCUGCUGGCACGGGACACCGGCGCAACAAGUCUCAACAACUGCCGCGGAAAUCGUCCACGGAGCCGCUGGAAUUGUCCAAGGAAGCCCUGCUCCGCCAGCGGAAGGGGGAGAUCCCCGUGCGCAGGACCUCUCGCCGGGAGAGUGAGCCGACGUCCAACCGUCCUCGCACGCUGCGUCCCGACCCGCGGUUCCCCGUCGCCGCCUGUGCUGUCACUGGCGGUUCUAACGAGGCGCCCUCGGGCGGUUUGACCACCUCGCCCCCGUCGGCGGCCACCAUCUCUUCGUCGUCCGUGGACGAUUACACGAGUGGAAUGUCCCAGAGCACCUCGCAUCCCAGUAUCCCGUCUGUCGUGUCCGGGGCCUCCUCGCUGUCCAACGAAGGCUUCCUUCCGAGCAAGGAGAAAGACGGCGAAUCGGCGAUUCAGGUCCCUUCGAUCCUCCGGACGGACGAAACCGUCAAGUGUCCGGUGCCAAGCUUACUCCGGACGGUGGACGACGACGAGGCACGAUACUACUGCGAUGACGAAGAGGAUUCUGACGAUGAUUCCGAAGAUGAAGGCCUCGUCUUUGGUAAAAAGAAACCGCCUCCGUCCCCUCAGAAGCCGGUCGUCCGUGCCGGUCACGAGUCGCAGGCGUGAUGGUUUACCUAUAAAAUACAAACAUUUCAACAAGGGUCUUUAUCCAAUUCUUUGACCUCUUGUUCUACUCUACCUCUUCCGUCAUGAUUCU